GCCGGGGGAACCCUGGAGCUCAUGCCGGCUCCUGCCGGGGCCCCACUGGUGUCAUGCCGUAAAAAUGUGCUCUCGGCUGGAAUUUGGCAGCCUGACGGGGACGGAACCUCUGCGCUUACAGAGGGAGCGGGAGCUGCGGCCCCGGGGCUGCAGGGAGAGGUGAUGGGGAGCUGCUCGGAGCUGUGCGAGGCUGGGCAAGGAGGGCACACCUCGGGGCAGUGGAUGUGCCCGCGGAUGGGAGCCCAGGGGUGCCGCUUUGUCCUGCGGGACACGGCAGGGACAGGCGGAGCCACGGAGCUCCCCAGAGCAGCGGGGCAGGAGGCGGCAGCGCCCGCAGCACAGGGCAGCAGCCCUGGGGCAGUGGGGACAGCAGGAGGUUUAUCUGGGGACACAUUUUGGAGCAGAGGAGCUGUGAGGGUCCGACGGUUUUGUUCUGGGCCCCACCCCAGCGAGGGGCUCCGAGGUGAGCUCUGGUGAGCAUCUCCGCAUGCCGCAGCUUCUGUCCCUUGGGGCAGGCGCUCCCCGCCCCCUUUCCCCGGAGCCCUGAGGCCAUCACCCCACAAUUUACCUGAGCCCAAACUUCAGCCUGGUCCCCGAGCAUCCCCCCGGCAGCACUCAGCCCGCCACACGCACACGGAAAUCGGCUCAAGCCGUUCCGUUGAAUCCCCCCCGGCCUCACCCCGAAGGGUUCGUGCCAGAGGUGCCAGCCUGGUGCGGGCUGCGAGCGGGGGCUGGCAGCGCCCCCCGGCCCCUCCCGGCCCCCGCCCGCUCCUGCAGAGGGAGCGCAAGGAGCGGGAAUGAGCCGCGGGCUCCGCGCAGCCAUUUCGUCCUCGGGAUGCGUCAGCAGGGGUGUUGCUUCCCAAAGAGAAGAGAGAACUCCGCUCAGACGGGAAACUUCCCCUCGCAAACCAGUUGUGCCGUCUGUUCCCCCUGUGGCCUGCCCGGAAUUCCCUUCCAAAACCCCCAGGACCCACGGCAUGCGUGCAGGGGAAUGAACUUGGCCCCUUCACUCAGGGCAGUGAGUGGAAAGGACUCUGCUGCACCUUCCAUGGACGAGCAGGGUGGGGAGCCUCAAUCGCUUCUGCUUCCCGGGCUGCUCCCUGCCUGCUCACCCUUGCCGUCCAUCUCUUUCUUUCUCCAAAGGGCAGAUGCCUCGGGCAGGAGGAGAGGAUUCACUUUGCUGGGGUGGCUGCUGCGUCCCACCUGUCCCAGCACCCACGGGAGCCAGGCUUGGCUCUGCGUGCUGCCGGCCCAUGCCAACACCCCAGAGCCCGUGUUCUCCCCAGGGUUUGGGCCAGGAGAGCGUUCCCAGCUGCUGCAGCCUCGGGCAGGGGCACUUGCCUGCUCGUCUCAUCGCUGGCCCCAGUCUAGCCUUCAGCUCCCAUCUCCCAAGUGGCUCUUUCUUUCCAGCUGGAACUUCCUGUUGGCUCUCAUUUUCAUUCUUUACCUCUUCAGCAGUGCAGAAAAUUGGCACUUGAUGUGCCCUGCGAGGCUGUGUGGGUGCUGCUGGCGUUUGGCUCCAGGUGAGGGUCACAGAGGAGCCCAGGCUGCCCGGAGAGCUGUAGGAGUCUCUCCUGGGCUCCCACCCUGGGAAAUCUGCCUUCCUGCAGCUCUCCAUCCUCUUUUCCUCCCUCAUCCUCGUGCCUUCCCCAGCUGGUCAGCAGGUUGCUCCAAACCCUGCACAUACCAACAUCCCACCUUUGACGAGGCGUGUCGCAGGACCAUGCUGCAGCUCUGGGAGCUUCCGCAAGCGCUGCAAAUCAGUCAGAAACCUGAGCUGCUGGUUGCAGCCCUGACCUUGACAGUUGUUUUCCAAGAGCUGGACCUAGGCCCCUGGCCUUGGGUGCAGGGAUUGCAGAGCGUGUCAGUCCGAACCAGCGCAGUGGGGACCAAGUGGCACACUGACCAAAAAGCUUAUGAUAAAACCAUACCUGUGGCAAUCACCCAGAUGUGGUCUCUUAGUUCUCUUAUUGCAUCCUUUGGGGCAGAGAUUGCUGCAGGAAGACCUGAAAUAAUUGGUAUUCAGAGCGUCGUAAAACCCCACGUGAGGCUGACAAUCCAGGCAGGACUGCAUUAUGGCAGAUGUCUAGCAGGGGAAUAA
Motacilla alba alba is the source of this 2101-nucleotide messenger RNA. RefSeq lists its product as uncharacterized. Lineage: Eukaryota; Metazoa; Chordata; Aves; Passeriformes; Motacillidae. The record is from RefSeq and is a predicted model, not a curated record. The transcript has 2 exons. The coding region runs from base 836 to 2101 and encodes 421 amino acids.